AUGUCAGGCUCCUGGUACAGCAAGGGUAUCCUGGCGGCUGAUACCAGAGCACAGAGAGGUGGAGAUUAUGGCACCAUUAAGAAAGUGCGGGCACCCCUGAAUCAGACCUCGGGCAGCUGUUUGCUAGAAGAGAUCGAGCUCUUCCCCGAGAGGCGGAGAGAGCCCAUCCGGAGCCUGCAGAUACUCCACAGCCAGAGCGUCCUGUUCGUGGGCCUGCAGGAACAUGUAGCCAAGAUCCCUCUGAAGAGGUGCCAGUUCCACCACUCGCGCAGUACCUGCAUUGGAGCCCAGGACCCUUACUGCGGCUGGGACGUGGUGAUGAAGAAAUGCACAAGCCUGGAGGAGAGCUUGAGCAUGACGCAGUGGGAGCAGAGCAUCUCUGCCUGUCCGACCCGGAACCUUACGGUGGAUGGACACUUUGGCACAUGGUCUCCAUGGACGCCCUGCACUCACACGGAUGGCAGCACUGUGGGGUCCUGCCUCUGUCGAUCCCGCUCCUGUGACAGCCCAGCCCCACAGUGUGGUGGCUGGCCAUGUGAGGGUCCCAGCAUGGAGAUCGCCAACUGUUCCAGAAAUGGAGGCUGGACCCCCUGGACUUCGUGGUCUCCCUGCAGCACCACCUGUGGGAUUGGCUUCCAGGUGCGCCAGCGCUCCUGCAGCAACCCCACUCCCCGGCACGGAGGUCGGGUGUGCGUGGGACAGAACCGCGAGGAAAGAUACUGCAAUGAACAUUUGCUGUGUCCCCCACACAUGUUCUGGACGGGCUGGGGUCCUUGGGAACGGUGCACAGCCCAGUGCGGGGGCGGCAUUCAAGCUCGCCGCCGGACCUGCGAGAAUGGGCCUGACUGUGCAGGCUGCAAUGUGGAGUACCAGCCUUGUAACACCAACCCAUGUCCUGAACUAAAGAAGACCACACCCUGGACACCCUGGACACCUGUCAACAUCUCGGACAACGGUGGCCACUACGAGCAGCGGUUCCGAUACACAUGCAAAGCCCGCCUACCUGAUCCAAAUUUGCUGGAAGUGGGAAGACAGAGAAUCGAAAUGCGAUACUGUUCUAGUGAUGGAACCAGCGGCUGCUCCACAGAUGGUCUUUCUGGUGAUUUCCUGCGGGCUGGGAGAUACUCUGCCCAUACCGUCAACGGGGCUUGGUCAGCCUGGACGUCCUGGUCACAGUGCAGCCGUGACUGCAGCAGGGGCAUUCGGAACAGGAAGCGUGUUUGCAACAACCCGGAACCCAAGUAUGGGGGGAUGCCUUGUCUGGGUCCAUCUCUGGAAUACCAGGAAUGCAACAUUCUGCCCUGCCCGGUGGAUGGCGUGUGGUCUUGCUGGUCUCCCUGGUCAAAAUGCUCAGCCACGUGUGGCGGUGGACACUAUAUGAGGACCCGCUCCUGCACAAAUCCAGCCCCGGCCUAUGGAGGGGACAUCUGCCUGGGGCUGCACACGGAAGAGGCGCUCUGCAACACACAGCCCUGCCCAGAGAGCUGGUCUGAGUGGUCAGACUGGUCUGAGUGUGAAGCCUCUGGCGUCCAGAUCCGCACCCGCCAGUGUAUUCUUCUCUUCCCCGUGGGCAGCCAGUGUUCUGGGAAUACCACAGAGAGCCGGUCAUGUGUUUUUGACUCGAAUUUCAUCCCAGAAGUGUCUGUGGCGAGAUCCAGUAGUGUGGAAGAGAAGAGGUGUGGAGAGUUCAACAUGUUCCACAUGAUCGCAGUGGGACUGAGCAGCUCCAUCCUCGGCUGCCUCCUGACCCUGCUCGUCUACACCUACUGCCAGCGGUACCAGCAGCAAUCCCACGACGCGACUGUCAUCCACCCUGUCUCGCCUGCCCCACUCAACACCAGCAUCACUAACCACAUCAACAAGCUGGACAAAUAUGACUCGGUGGAGGCCAUCAAGGCAUUCAACAAAAACAACUUGAUCUUAGAGGAAAGAAACAAAUACUUCAACCCACAUCUCACUGGGAAGACCUAUUCUAACGCCUACUUUACGGAUCUCAAUAAUUAUGAUGAGUAUUAAUAGCUCUUCUAUUUUUGGCUUCUUGUAAAUCCCCAGUUCCUCAAGGCCCGUGCCCCCUGACUGUCCAUGUUUCUGAGGCUUCAGAGAUGAAGUUUGGAUACAUUUCAAGUGCAUUUCAAGCUAUGAGUGUCCCUUUGCUGCCAAGAAAACACAUUCUUAAAACCAAUACAAAUCUAAAUAUGACAUCAUGAAAAUCUGCUCUGUAAUACUCAAUCAUUGUUGAAUGAACCAUGAUGUGAAGUUUUUAAUUGUAUUCAGCCCAUUUCUCUAACAAGUGCAUUGUGGGUUUUUUUAUUUUUUUGAGCUUUAUUUUUAAAAUGUGCCACCUGUAUUGGAAGGAGUGUUUACAGAUAUGACUGUCUUCUUGUUUUUGAGUGUAAAAUCUUCAUGAUGUUUUCAUUCAAGAAAAUAGGUGCUUUACCCAAGAGCCCCCCCCUUUACAAGUGUGUGUAGGUCCAUAAUAUUUGGUAAAAUGGGAAAAAAUGAAUGUGACCAAUUAUUCACCAUGAAUUUUUCAUCUUCUCCAAUCUGGAUAAUGCUUUGGGAUUCUUGGAAGCAGCUUGGGCUUUGGACUUGAGAUGAUUCUUGCAUGGAGAAGCCCAGAGAUCUCACCUGGCUUGCAGCUGCAGAGGUGACAGUCAGCUGUGCCCAUCUUGGUUCCAAUACAGUUUCUGUGCCAUUGCUGGUGGAGGGAGCACAGGGAGCAGAGGUGCAGAUGUGUGAAGCGUGGGCGUGUCCUGUUGGUCGCUGUGAAACCAGCCUUAUUCUGACUUUGGGAUUUCAUGGCAUUCCAGGGGGGCUUCUGGCUGCACCACUGGCCUGGAAGCCCAACUGUCUGGUCCAGAGGAACGUCUUGAAGAGCCAGUCUGUAAAAUAACCACUUGUUUAGCUUUUGGAUACCCUCCAUACCUCCUCUCUCCCCACCAAGAGAAACCUUGAACAUUUAUGAUACCAAUUAGGGAAAGUAUUGAAAGUACUGAACUAUAACUGAAAACAACUUUCUUAUUUUUCAUGUUGUGGAAAAUAUUGAAAGAACUGAUAUUAAUGAAAAGCAACUUUUAUUUUCCAUCUCCCUGAUAUAACUAAUGUGUGAUAUCAGCCCCUACCAAGGGCAUUAAUGACAUGCAGAACUGGCUUUCUGAAUCCUGUUGGAUCUGUGUGAAAUGCACCCCCCACCCCAGUGCCACGCUAUCCCUUGAUGCCCCAAGCCAGGCAGGAGGAGACACCCGGCUCUGGUGCCUUUUCUUUUGUCUCAGUGCUGCCUUCCCCAUUCACCCAAAACACCCUAUUCCACUUCUCCUACAUGAAGGCAUGAAGGUACAUCUCAAGAUGCACAUUGAGAUGUCAGGGUGCUGGAAGUAAGGCUUUUAAUAAUCCUGUGGUCUCAACAUUGAUCACUGAUAAGCAUUUCUGUGUUAUAACACCCACUCAUAGAAGUCCCUAUGGGGGGGAAAAAUAUAUACAUUUCUCAUAAACAACUGAUGCAUAACAUGUGGCAGUUGUCUGAGUUACAGGUAAGAACAAGAUGGAAAAUGUUCAUGUGAUACCUCUAAGCAUGUGAUAAAGGCCUGGGCAGACAGGAAACAUGUUCUUACUAAUAAAUGAAACUUCAGAUUUGAAAAACAUAUAGUAGGGGUAUUGAGCAACACAAAAUUUUAUUAGCAUUCAUGUUACCCUAUCCAGUUUAAAGUUACAAUGUCAAAGUUUUGAAAAAAAAAAAUCCUAGGUUUAAUAGUUAAUAUCCUUGAAUUCAAAAUAUUCUCAUGCACCCACAUUUGCAGACAUGACACUGUAUUAAAAUGGCAGGUGGUCUCUGGAAGGUCUGUUAGCUUGCAAAUAAAUGACAUUCAGCAUCUUUCCAGGGGGGACUUCCUGUUGCCUCUCAUGCUUGCCUCACAUGCAGCAUAAGAGUCCUCUGUGUGUGUACACAUACUCAAAGUCCACACUCAAUAGGGGAAAUUUAGCCAGAUGAUUUUCUAAUUGUUCCUGGGCUGGAUUUUCUUUAGAUAUUUCAAACUCAUCACUGUCUUGUAAGAAAAAUAUUCUCUCUAUAUAGUGCAUUUUAGUUGUUUUCAAUCCCCUCCCCAAUAUUUUCUAAGCUUAAAAAUACAUUUUAUUUUCCUGGGGGAAAAGGAUACUAAUAUUUCACGAAUGUGCCACUGGAAUUUUUGGGAAAUGGUUUCUGAAUGAGACCCAAGCCAGUCUUUAAUCGAUCUUAUGCAAUGACUGGCAAAAACACCCCUC
Carlito syrichta (Philippine tarsier) is the source of this 4260-nucleotide messenger RNA. It is a transcript of the gene SEMA5A, whose product is annotated as semaphorin 5A. The transcript is spliced from 13 exons. Gene Ontology annotation, molecular function: protein binding. Lineage: Eukaryota; Metazoa; Chordata; Mammalia; Primates; Tarsiidae. Bases 1 to 2016 code for a protein of 671 amino acids. The record is from RefSeq and is a predicted model, not a curated record.